AUGUUCCUGUCCAACUAUCUCCUUGCGGUUGCCGCAGUGUCUGUUGUCAGCGGGUCACCUACUCCGGGUCGACCUGGCACUGUCAAGGUCCUCGAGCAUAUCCAUCAGGCGUCUCCCAUCGUCUGGAACACGACCGUCAACUCUGAUGGGACGGUUUCUAAGUUCGCCGUAAUCGAGAAUAGUGUCUGGGACCAGGCGGCUGCCGAUCUUCACGCCGAUAUCCCCGUCAAGGGGCGCGAAGGAGAGACUCCGCGCGAACUUGUUGCCCGCUGGUCAAAGGAAACCUUCUCUUGCCAUCGCAGCGGGUCCUGGGCCAAGCAGGCAACCCUGAGCCGAUGGGUGAAUGAAGCUUGCGGUGUUUUUGGCUCGUCGUCGGCAGGAAGCGGCAGCACCUUGAUUUACACCCGUGCCGACAGCAACUCGGUUGGUGAUGCAAUGACCAUCUACUACACGAAGAAGAUUUCCCAAGACCUCGGUAACGGCCAGUGCGGGUCAGGUCUUAGGGACCUCAUCUACCACUCCGGCUGUGCCGGUAAGAGCCAGGAUACUCGCGGCGGGAGUCAUACGUACUACGAUGCCAAAGGCAAGGAGCAGGAGGUCUGGAGCGUUGACCCCCAAACUUGGAACUGCAACUGUUAA
Molecule: messenger RNA, 639 nt
Organism: Scedosporium apiospermum
Lineage: Eukaryota; Fungi; Ascomycota; Sordariomycetes; Microascales; Microascaceae
Exons: 2
Coding region: 1-639 (212 amino acids)
Source: RefSeq, a predicted model, not a curated record